CUGGGUGAGAGUCGCCGCACAGCUUCAUUGCAGAAACAGCAGGAGGAGAAUGUCGCACAGGAAGUUUGAGCAUCCCAGGCAUGGGUCCCUUGGAUUUCUCCCAAGGAAGCGUGCUGCUCGCCACAGGGGCAAAGUGAAGUCUUUCCCCAAGGAUGAUCCUAGCAAGCCCUGCAAGCUUACUGCUUUUUUGGGUUAUAAGGCUGGGAUGACCCAUAUUGUCAGAGAGGUUGAAAAACCUGGAUCAAAGCUUCACAAAAAGGAGACCUGUGAGGCUGUAACUAUUGUUGAGACCCCUCCAAUGGUGGUUGUUGGAGUAGUGGCCUAUAUUAAGACACCUCGUGGCCUCCGUUCUUUGAACACUGUCUGGGCUCAACAUCUAAGUGAGGAUGUGAAAAGAAGGUUCUACAAAAACUGGUGCAAAUCCAAGAAGAAGGCUUUUAUUAAGUACUCAAAAAGAUAUGAGACUGAAGAAGGGAAGAAAGAUAUUCAUGCACAGCUGGAAAAAAUGAAAAAGUAUGCCACUGUUAUAAGGGUUCUGGCUCAUACUCAGAUUAGGAAAAUGAAGGGAUUGAAGCAGAAGAAGGCACACUUGAUGGAGAUCCAGGUCAAUGGUGGUACUAUUGCUCAGAAAGUGGACUAUGCUUAUGGCUUCUUUGAGAAGCACAUUCCCGUGGAUGCUAUUUUCCAGAAGGACGAGAUGAUUGACAUCAUUGGGGUGACCAAGGGUAAAGGUUAUGAAGGUGUUGUCACUCGUUGGGGUGUCACUCGCCUUCCCCGUAAGACUCACAGGGGUUUACGGAAGGUGGCAUGUAUAGGUGCCUGGCACCCUGCCCGAGUUUCAUUCACAGUUGCCAGGGCUGGUCAGAAUGGAUAUCACCACCGAACUGAGAUGAACAAGAAGAUAUACAAGCUUGGCAAGGCUGGGCAGGAGUCGCACACUGCCAUCACUGAGUUUGACAGGACUGAGAAAGACAUUACUCCUAUGGGUGGCUUCCCUCACUAUGGUGUGGUGAAAGAUGAUUACAUAUUGAUCAAAGGAUGCUGUGUUGGGCCAAAAAAGAGGGUUGUCACACUUCGCCAGUCUCUGCUUACACAAACAUCUCGUCUAGCCCUCGAGGAUAUCAAGCUUAAGUUCAUUGACACGUCGUCGAAAUUUGGACAUGGGCGUUUCCAGACUACACAGGAGAAACAAAAGUACUAUGGACGGCUGAAAGCAUAAUUGCCCCAUCCAUUGAAAUCUUUCGAUUUCAAUGCAACUCAGAUAUCUAUGGUUUUAUGACGGUCAGAGAUGGCCUUAAGAUUUGUUUUUGUUUCAUUUGGAUAUUUGAUGUCUUCUGAGACACGAACAGUGUGGUGCAAAUUUUGUUUUAUUGUAGACUUACUGUUAUGAAUUUGUUUUUUAUUCUAAGAUUUACCGGUUUGUUAUUCUGUCAUUGAUAUAAGGUACAUCUGUGUUACCCGAAAAAAAUGACGUUGGAUGCAUAAACAAAUGACUCUUAAUUGUCGAGGACACUGGUCAGAAAAGAGUCCCUACUCUAUGUUAACAAUGGG
Molecule: messenger RNA, 1551 nt
Organism: Ilex paraguariensis (yerba mate)
Lineage: Eukaryota; Viridiplantae; Streptophyta; Magnoliopsida; Aquifoliales; Aquifoliaceae
Source: the annotation of a GenBank genome assembly